AUAAUGAUGAUAUAUAAUGUAAAUACAAGUAAGGUAACUAAUAUCGUCCGUCUAUAACACUGACUCUGAUCCUUCAUCUGUAAAUUAUUAAUUAAAAGGUUUCCAUCUAACAUGGAUGUCAUUUAUUUAUGGAUAAAAUGAGUUCUCGAUACGUCAUCCUCCAUAUUGCUGACUCAUCUGUACUAACUGGAAUGGUGUAUAAAUAGAUUUGGUAAAGUCUCGUACACAUGCCGCUAGAAACCAAAGGAGCAUUCAUCAUCAUGAAGGUUUUGGUUUAUAUUUUGUUUGCUGGCCUGACUGUGACAUCAGCGUUACUUAUCAGCACAGCCAAUGACUACCACGGCCCAAUGGACUUCUCAUGCAAAGACAACAGUACAUUACGUCAUAUUUUUAGUCACCAUGCCAACUCACGUGAGGACAGGGUAUGGUCAUUGGGCUGCUAUACUGGAAUAGAAAUGGUCUAUGACUGCCAAUGGACAGGCUACGUGAACGAUUACGACCGACCGUUUGAUUUUCAAUGUCCUGGAGAUGACUUUAUCAACGGCUUGAGAAGUAUCCAUGACCACGGUCCUAAGGACAGACGCUGGGCUUUUCAGUGUUGUAAGAUGAGAGGUCGCAUAAGACGCGACUGCGAGGAUACUGGGUUUUUAAACGAUUACGACGGUGACUUAAACUACACGACAACCAAGACUAACCAGCUCUUCCAUGGCUGGAUCAGUAUCCACAACAACGGACAUGAGGAUAGAAUAUUUGACUUCGAAGUAUGCGAUUAUGUGCAAGAUGGAACCACCGGAAUUUUGGUUUGUUUCCUGGUUGCUGUUCUAUCUGUGACGUCAGCGUUUCUUGUCAGCACAGUCAAUGACUACGACCAACCAAUGGACUUUUCAUGCGAAGGAAAUAGUACGCUACGUCAUAUUUCUAGUCACCAUAACAACCACCACGAGGACAGAGUAUGGUCCAUGGGAUGCUAUACUGGUAUCGCACCUGUGUAUGACUGCCAAUGGACAGGCUAUGUAAACGAUUUUGACGACCCGUUUGACUUUGAAUGUCCUGGGGAUGAGUUCAUCAAUGGCGUUAAAAGUUACCAUGACAACGGACAUGAGGACAGACGUUGGGCUUUUCAAUGUUGUAAGAUGCUAGGUCGCAUAAGACAACACUGUGAAGACACUGGAUUUCUGAAUCAUUAUGACGAUGCUUUAACCUAUACUUCAAACCAAGACAACAAAAACAUCCGGGGAUGGAUCAGUAUCCAUGACAACGGCCAUGAAGAUCGGAUAUUUGAUUUCCAGGUGUGCGAGUAUGUGGAGGGUGAAUCCUCCACUUGAUACAUCACACGCAAUUUGUCAAAACACUGAAAAAUUCUGAAAUAAAGCAUUUGAUUGGUUAA
Messenger RNA from Pecten maximus, 1387 nucleotides. RefSeq lists its product as uncharacterized. The record is from RefSeq and is a predicted model, not a curated record. The transcript has 9 exons. NCBI's taxonomy places the organism in Eukaryota, Metazoa, Mollusca, Bivalvia, Pectinida, Pectinidae. Bases 228 to 1325 code for a protein of 365 amino acids.